Messenger RNA from Colletotrichum lupini, 2175 nucleotides. RefSeq lists its product as uncharacterized. The transcript is spliced from 12 exons. Bases 1 to 2175 code for a protein of 724 amino acids. Lineage: Eukaryota; Fungi; Ascomycota; Sordariomycetes; Glomerellales; Glomerellaceae. The record is from RefSeq and is a predicted model, not a curated record.
AUGUCAGUGCUGCUGCGCGUACGUGACUGGGCUGACGGGAGUGAGAAUUGUUUGGUGGCCGCGGUUGCUCCUGCUGCUACCUUGGGCCAACACGGACCUAUGGCAGCUCACCAAGCAACACCUCCUCCAUGCGACCUCUGUCAGGAUGUGGGUGUCAAGGUCAUUGACGUCUUGAGUGGUCGCGCAAGAGCAGGGCAGAAGGCAGGACGGAGACGGGGACGUGGGACACAAAACGGGAUGGGACAGGUGACGGGUUUUAAUUGUUUCGGCAGGGCACCGGCAUCGUACCCAACACCCAACCCAUCAUCGCGUCAAAUUACGAACCACGGCGGAGCUUCGCUUCUCACCCGGCGGACAAGGCAGGGUUCGAACCAUCUCGACAUGGAGCUGGGGGCACACUGGAGUCUGGACUCUAGACUCUGCACUGGACAGACAGCAUCCUCCUGGUGUACGGAUACGGAUGCAGAGUGCCAACAACAUCUCCCGCAGGUGGACAACAUGGGCCAAUUUCCUCUACUGGCGCGCCCCCAGCCAAGGUACAGCAUCCGCCAAUUCACGGCGUGCAGCCAUAUGCAGGCUUUUGCAGCUCUUUGCAGGUUGUUCCCCGUCGCGAGCGUUGAGCUGUCGUCUAUUGCGGCGCCGGCGUGGAAGAUGGCUGCAGCUUUCAGGAUUGGGCCCUCGGGAUGCCUUAACGGCGCCUUCCUAAGUCUGACCGGUGCAUGGCUCUCCCCGCUGAACAUCAUUGCCAUUACGCGCAUGGGAUCGCGGGAUGUGCAGCCUAGGCCGCCUGGGAUAUCCCGACUGCUCAUUGAGAUUAUGGGAAACUUGGCCUACCCAAGGCCCCAAGGAGACUCUGCCGGCCAUGAGCUGACAUAUCGGGCAUUGGUGUGCGACCAGGCGAAGGCGGCGCCGGCUGCGGCCACGACGGGAGAUGAGAGACAAGAGAUUGGAACUGCUCGCCUCACCCGUGUGGGAUUGACCAGUGACCGAUCAGCCGUGGCAGGGAAGCUCGGAGAGGCAGGGAAACUGCCUGCGGUGGCCGCGGUGCCGACGAUUGAGAUUGAGCCAGUGGGAGAAAAUCAGGGGGCUGGGGACUGUCAACCAAUCUUGCGCAUUCUGACCUCGGCCUGGACCUUGGUAGUGGCCAUAAGACCGGCUUCGAUGAGUGACGAGGAGAUCCAUGACAUGUUCAUGAUCCAAGGGCACUUUGCGCUGUAUGGUAUGAGAGACGAAGAUGACGAAACCUACCUAGAUUGCCAGUCGCCUGCCCUUUGGCCUCUCUCUCCUUCUUCAGCAGUCCCAACGGGAUGGUAUCUGCCCGGAGGUUCCCCGUCUAGGCCUCGGGGAUCAUCUGUAUCCGAUAUUGGAUUCGAAACAAUGUCUCUGGAAAUUAGUGAGGGAAGCAAGCUAUUGCAGCGGCCCUCUCCGUCGAUGAAUUGUCUAGACGAUCGGGAACGCGGUAAGACCUGCAUUGGCGCGAGGUUCGUUCAUCCUUCUCUCGAUGUUCUGUCGCCCAGCAUCCGACACACGCAGUGCAUUGGACAAUGCGUUGAGAUGGAAUCAAGGAGGAAGGAGAUGGUCUUGGACGAGCGUCAACUUCAACCUGGAAGGGAAAGGCCUGGGCCCAUGUGCCAGCGAAGAGGGAAAGAACAAGGGUGGCCCGUGCUAGAAAGGGAGCUCGGGGAUCAAACUGGGAAACAACGGGUCGCUCCCGACGACUUCCCCCUGUUCCCUGAUCUUGCAGGAGUGGCAGGACCCAAUCAAACUACUCAUUGGACCUUCCCCAUGAUUAAGCUCGCAAUUGCCUCGUGGACCUGGAACCGAACGCUCCAAGCAGGUGCGGUGCAGCGGUACUUCCUUCCAUUCAUCGACGGUUGCAACUUCCUAGACCUGGGGGCCAUUUUUCGAUUCUUCUUUGACUCUUCAUACCCGUCUGUCUGCAACGGUUUCUACGCCUUUGGGAAUCAAUAUUCGCGCCCCCGAAACUUCAAGUCAUUAACUGCUCAAAUCCAACGUCGCCCAUCUGAUUUCUGCCCGUUGCUAUCCAUUCAAUCCAACCAUUUCAUCCGUAUCUACGGAUACCUUAUCGACGACCAAGGGCCAUCCUUUCUCGGCGUCUCUUUUCCAAUCUGCCGGGCCCCUCAAGCAGCCUCCCUGCUUCACUUACACUCUUGA